This is a messenger RNA of Archocentrus centrarchus (flier cichlid), 4469 nucleotides long. RefSeq names its product WT1 transcription factor a (gene wt1a). Lineage: Eukaryota; Metazoa; Chordata; Actinopteri; Cichliformes; Cichlidae. Gene Ontology annotation, biological process: regulation of transcription by RNA polymerase II. The transcript is spliced from 10 exons. The record is from RefSeq and is a predicted model, not a curated record. Gene Ontology annotation, cellular component: nucleus. Bases 491 to 1819 code for a protein of 442 amino acids. Gene Ontology annotation, molecular function: DNA-binding transcription factor activity, RNA polymerase II-specific; RNA polymerase II cis-regulatory region sequence-specific DNA binding.
UAAUAAUAGUUUUAUCUAUAUGAAAUGCUCAUGUUCCAGGAGGAGGGGGUUUAAUUUCUGUUUAAAGCUGACUGCUGCUCCAGGCCGGGCCUCAUUUGUCUGCGCAGAGAAAGCUCUGAGCUCCUUCUUGAAUGGACUCCAUCUCUCCGAGCCAAAACUUGUUUACUGCUUUUGUGGACAAAAACUGAAGAUCACAACUGAUCACUUAGGCGAUUUUUUUCAGUUUUUUUUUUUUCUUCUGCUACUUCUGCUGAGAAACUUGGCUGCAGAUACUUUGUUGCGUUGCCAUGAACUUCUGUCGGACUUGAGGAGUUUCCAGAGCGCCUGCCUGUGGUGUCGUAAACGACUGAUUCUAAUACGACUUGUGAAAGAGAAGAGGUACUCCUUACAGUGACUGAAAGACUCUCAAGGAUUAAGAAGGUGGACACAGGGAGACAGAUCAGAUUUAAAAAUAGCCUUCUUUUAUCCCAGUUCUCUUCCCUGGACCACAAUGGGUUCAGAUGUACGUGACCUAAACUCCCUGCUGCCCCCAGUCCCGGCAGGCCCCAGUCCAGGCUGCCCGGCCCUGCCCGUCAGCACGGCCCCUCAGUGGGCUCCCGUCCUGGACUUCCACACCGCUGCCUCCCCUUACCCCUCCCUGACUGCCCCCCACUCCUCCCUGGGGGCGCACUCCUUCAUCAAACAGGAGCCCAGCUGGGGGGCCACAGGUGACCCCCACCACCACGACGCAGACCCCCACUGCCUCAGCGCCUUCACCGUCCACUUCUCGGGGCAGUUCACAGGGACCGGGGCCUGCAGGUACGGGGCAGCAUUCGGGGCACCCCCUCCUCCGCCGGCCCCGACCCAGCCACCGCCCGUGGCCGCCCCGCACCACCACCAGCCCCCCAGCAGGAUGUUCAGCAACCCGCCGUACCUGACCAACUGCAUGGAUACGCAGCAGGCAGCCCGCAACCAGACAGGUUACGGCACCGUUGCGUUCGAUGGGGCCAGUAAUUACGGUCACACUCCUACACACCACAGCUCGCAGUUCUCCAACCACUCCUUCAAACACGAAGACGCUUUGACUCAGCAGAACACCAUGGGUGAGCAGCAGUAUCCUGUACCUCCUCCUGUUUAUGGAUGUCACACACCUUCAGACAGCUGUGCGAGCAGCCAGGCUCUGCUUCUGAGGAACCCUUACAACAGCGGUGAAAAUUUAUAUCAAAUGACCUCUCAGUUGGAGUGUGUGGCAUGGAACCCUGUCAAUACACUGGCAUCCACCAUAAAGAGCCACGCAGCAAGUUAUGACAGUGACCCCAGCACCCCGAUGGUAUACAGCUGCAGCACGCAGUAUCGCAUACACACACACGGCGUCUUCAGGGGAAUACAGGAUGUGCGGCGGGUGCCCAGCAUCGCUCCAGCCAUAGUGCGAUCAGAAAGCAGCGAGAAGCGCCCGUUCAUGUGCGCCUACCCAGGAUGCAACAAGCGCUACUUCAAGCUGUCUCAUCUGCAGAUGCACAGCCGCAAACACACAGGGGAGAAACCCUACCAGUGUGAGUUCACAGACUGUGGACGGAGGUUUUCGCGCUCCGACCAGCUUAAAAGGCACCAGAGGAGGCACACAGGAGUAAAACCGUUCCAAUGUGAGACGUGUCAGAGAAAGUUCUCUCGGUCUGACCACCUUAAGACACACACACGGACUCAUACAGGUAAAACAAGUGAGAAGCCGUUUAACUGUCGAUGGCCCAACUGUCAGAAGAAGUUCGCCCGAAGCGAUGAGCUGGUCCGACACCACAACAUGCACCAGAGGAACCUCACCAAGCUCCAGCUGUCCAUCUGAGUGUCUUUGCAGCCCAUUUCCAAGAUUAAAAUGUAAACAUAAGGGUUAUGUUACCAUUCACUGAUGAAUCCAGUCACACUUUUGCAACCUCAAAAACCAGCCUCCAUGGGAGUCCAGGUAGAACUUAAAUUUUACAAGCUACGCACCACAGCCUGCACUCCGAGGUAAAAUCCAGAUCUGUCCAGAACCGAGGAAAAUCCUGACAUCCAAAAGGGGAACGAAAUCUUGGAAACUGCACCGGCACUUUCAGGAUAUUAACUUGUAUAUUAGUUUGUUUAUCACAUCAGUUGAUCUCAAGCCUAACCCACAUCAGCUGAUGGCUCAGCUGAUCGUCUCCUACACAUCCAAUUAGUUAUCUCAUACGGGGCACACUAUUUAAGCCUGUCACUUUCAACCCACCUCCACCCGUGCUCCACCUUUCACGCUGUAUCUGACUUAACCGGUGUCACAUCUCUGUUCUUGAUGACUGCUGCGUUCUGUGCCGCGUGCUGCUGCUCUCCUUGCUUUCCAAGUGUGAGUGUUGAAGGGUGGGGGGUGUCCCAGAACCGAGCCAUGCUGCUAAUAUAAAUGCAGAGCGCAGAUGGAAAUCUUCUUUUGCUGAACUAUAUUUUUGCUGCUGUCAACAAAUGCCAAAAAAAUCAAAACCAUCAAUGUGUGAAAAAUGUAAUUCGCACAUUCACCAGGCAGCAAAGUUGAAGUUUUUUCCAGUACAGGACCAGUGGCUGCUCAUAAUCCUGGUAGAUUACUUAAUAGUUAUUUCCCAUUGAGGUUUUAAAUACUUCUUGUAAUAUAAAUAGCCACUGUGCAGUAUUUUAUCAUCAGGAAAGUACUUUAAACUCAUGGUCUCAACAGCAUGUCUCCAUGUUUAAUACUCUCAGUAUUUUAUAUAGGUUAUUCUGAGCUCCAAGCUCAUGACAUUCAGGCAUGUAUAUUUUUUUAAGGUGGAAUAACUUCCUAAAAUACCUGGCCACUGUAUUUUUUUAGCAAAUGUUUCUCAAACAGGGGUAAGCAGUUGUUCUCAGACGGUACCUUCAAUACAGUAUUUGUAGGUGUGACAAUAAUAAUUAAAGAAAUCUCUGUAUGUCCAUCUCUUGACAACUGCUUAUCCAACCCCCUGUAAACUAGGCGGGUGUGUUUCUUGGGAUGUGAGGAAGCGCCGUUUUGAGUUUGAGGUUGUUUUGGGUAUGUAGGCCUCAUAUUUUAGCUAUGAAUUGUCCUCUAUUGUCCAGUGUUUCCCUUAUAGUGACUGCUGCCUGCUCCGCUCUGUGUGUAACGGGAGGCGCACACAUACGUGGCUGUCUUUGUGAGCAUAUUCAUGAAGGCAAAUGUCACUCAUGUUGUUUGGAAGAGCUGCAGGCUGCCCACAACACAGUGCCCACAGCGUGUGUGCCACUGCCCACAGUGACACACACACGCCUUCAGCGAGUGUAUCCUUGUAGCUGUUCUCAGCAACUUUAUGACCGAUGCAUUCAGGGGACAUCUGUAAACUGUAGCUAUAAAACAUAAUUUGUGUUGCACUCGCUCCGAACGGGCUCUGCAGUAACGCUAAUUAUGGAACAAGCCUGGCAGUGCAGCACUCAUAUAUUUAAUUAAUGGGGCCUAUCUCACACAGAGGAGAAAUACUUGUAUGCAGCCUACUUUCACUGUUGAUGGUUUAUUUUUAUGGGAUUUGUUGACAGUACAGCAUAGUCAGUACCUUUGUUUAAAAUUAAAAUAUUUUUCCACCAGCAUAAAACAUAACGGCAAGCAAAUAUUCUGUGUAAAUGUUCUAAAAACGUGCCCAGGAGGUGUUCCAGAGGACAACAGAUUACAACUGCACAAUGCUGCAGAGUGAGGUCAAAGGUUACUGUCAGCGACCUGCGCACACCUACAGCUUGGCGCCUUUUCAGCUGUUGUAAAUAUUUCUUUUGUAGAACUACUUUGAGAAGGCGCACCGUCAUCGUUUUGCAGAUGAAAACUGCUUUCACCAGAAGGAGAGAGAGCUUUUUUUUUUUUUUUUUUUUCCCUGUCACACGGGAAAAACCUCUUAUAAUUUUCCAAGUCAUACUAUUAACAGUAAGAUGCUUUUAAUCUGAAAGACUCAAAUCAAGAAAAUAACUUGCAUCUUUGACCCUGUGCCGCGCGCGCUCUGUGUAAGCUUUUUGGUGUUUUGUCUGGUCUGCAUAAAAUAUUCACUGCUGCAAACAUGAUUUUACGGCUGUAUUUAAAAAGCUGAACUUUUCUUUUUUUGCUCUUGAUUAAUGUGAGUAUUUUUUUUUUUUUUCUUGGAGCUCAGUUGUCUCUUGUCCCUGUGGUGUGUAAAUAUUGCUGGACUUUGGCAGUGUUUUCAGCACUGCGAGCUUUAAAAUAUGUCUGCCGGGUCACACUGGCUCUGUGGCCGGGACAUUAUGGUCAAGAUGUAAAUAAUACUUCUUCACCAUGGGAACUGAACUGUUUUCAUGGGGGGAAAGAUGUAAAUUAACUGAUAUAUAUUAGACUUUUCUUUGGAUGAAUCCAGAAACGGUUUAUAUUUUUUUCUUUUUCCUUUCUUUGAUGUGUAUUAAUAUUGGAGUCAUAAAACAGCAAAUGCCAGUGAAGCAUUUUUGUACUCGAAGUGUGAGAUUGAAAAUUUCUCUCUGUUUAAAUGUAUUGUGACUGUUUUGAUACAGUA